CCGAACAUAAAGACCUGACCAUGAUGGGCUACAGAUACAGAGUUGGAGGACGAAGGGGGAAACUGUUGGAAUAGUAUUCCUGAGCCUGAACCAGGAGACCAGCUGGAGGCGUCAAAAAAAUCAGGACAAAGAACAGAAGCAGGCCAAUCCACCAUGUCAGAGCCCAUCAGAAGAAGAAACUCCAGCAGACAGCUGCUGCAAAACCUCAUCCAGGUGACGUUCCAGCGGAGCCUAGAGGAUGCUGAGGAGGUGGAGCGAGAGCGCAGGAGGAGAACUAGGGAGAGGCAGAGAGACCAAGUGACGUCUCUGUCAAUGCCUCAGCAGGAAAAUAAACCAACAUUUUCAGGAGUGUCGGAUGAAGAAGUGAAGCCUAGUUGCUGCUUUGUUCAAGAGGAGGAUGAGGGUUUCAGUGACUGGAGCCACAGGUUGGAGAAGCGUAAUGUUCUUCGGGACUUCAGGGUCAAGGCACAAGAACCUUCAUCAUUUCAGUGGGAAGCAGGCAUCAAUAAAGAGAAACAACAGAAUGAUGAAGAGCAGGAGGAAUGGCAGCCAAAACAGAGAGCUCAUGGGCUGCAGUCCACCAGAAGCCCUCCACUGAGCAAAAGAGAAGUGUUUCUGACAAAUGAUCCAAGACAACAGCAGGCCAGCGACCCUCCGACAGACACAAUGCCCUACUUAACGACUGGAAGGAUGAGUGACGAGGUGUGCAAGGUGAAGCAAGACCAAGAAGAGGUGCAUCAGAUUUUGCAGAACAAGUGGAGAUCUGGCGCUAGCGCUAACAAACUAACAUACGAAGUUGAUCAAGAAGAGGAUCUCAACUUCACACAUGAAGGGAUGAAGGAAAGGCUUGCAGAGUUUGAGAGAAACCAAAAGCUGACAGAAAAGAGGUCAAAGGAAGAAGAACACAGAAGUGAUGACGAUAAAAGCAGGCCGUCCGGCCUUUCUGUUUACAGCAAUGAAGAAGAUGAGACAUUAAACUGCUAUGGAGCCAUGAGCCCAACAUUCAAGAAACUCCUCAUUCAGUUUUACCCAGAUGAGGCGAAGAGCAGAAUACCAGCAGAUGGUAAAUGUGUGAUCACUGAGCGAACCGAAUCUCUGCGAAAGAGUUCCAACAUCAAAAAGAAGAUUCCACAACCUCUUUGUGUUUCCAAGAUUGACAAGAAACUCCAGCAGUAUACACAUGCUCUUGAGGUUUCCACAAAGGAAUGCAAACCAGCUAGUCCAGUCCUUGUGGAUGUGAUAAGUCCCAUUGCACAAAAAAAGAAUCUUUUUGAGGCUGGAGUGGCAUGGAACCAAAACACUCUCUCAAACACACCACCAAAGGAAAUAAAACCCGGUGAUGUUUUAAACAAGAAAAAUGUGUGGGAAAACUUCAGCGAAAUUGUUUCUCCCACUUCUUCUGUGAGGAAUAGCAAGGUAGGUGUUUUUUGUGUUGAUGUAUUUGUAAACUCCCCAACUUCCUAAAAACAAUGAAAAGAAACUAUGAUGUACAAAUGAAGGUCAUGUCAAUAUCAAAAUAAGAAUCUUGAUUAUUAUACUAAAUAUUUUUCACGGCGUCACUGACGUAGGUAGGCUAUGCAUGGAUUUCAGCAGAUGUCCUUUGGGGACAAAAAUGUCGCAUAUGUAUUUAAAUAGGGCGCCACUGGUUAGCACGUUCGCCUCACAGUUCGGAGGAUGCGGGUUCGAUUCCAACUCCGGCCCUGCCUGUGUGGAGUUUGCAUGUUCUCCCUGUGAUGGAUUUUCUCCGGGCAUUCC
Syngnathus acus (greater pipefish) is the source of this 1755-nucleotide messenger RNA. Its product is annotated as non-muscle caldesmon-like. The record is from RefSeq and is a predicted model, not a curated record. Lineage: Eukaryota; Metazoa; Chordata; Actinopteri; Syngnathiformes; Syngnathidae. The transcript is spliced from 12 exons. The coding region runs from base 154 to 1464 and encodes 436 amino acids.